Tetrahymena thermophila SB210 is the source of this 12726-nucleotide messenger RNA. RefSeq names its product dynein heavy chain 1, axonemal protein. The record is from RefSeq and is a predicted model, not a curated record. Gene Ontology annotation, molecular function: minus-end-directed microtubule motor activity; ATP binding; dynein intermediate chain binding. Gene Ontology annotation, cellular component: dynein complex. The transcript is spliced from 25 exons. Gene Ontology annotation, biological process: microtubule-based movement. NCBI's taxonomy places the organism in Eukaryota, Ciliophora, Oligohymenophorea, Hymenostomatida, Tetrahymenidae.
AUGAAUAAUACUAGCUUAAACAACAUUAACAACGCUAGCUUUAAUAAAGGAAAUGAUGAAUUCGAAUAAAGUUAUAUGAAUGCAACAUCUGGUGCAGGAACAGGAUUCAGAUAUAGAGGAGUUUACUCUGAAAUUAUAAAUCCAGCAAAUUCAAACACAUAUAUCGAUAAAAGUAUGUAAGGGCCAGAUGUUUCUUACAUUUACUAAACACAAUAAAAAUAAAGAAUUCCAAGAGCAUUUAAUUUAGGUAGCAGAAGCGGAAGUCGUCCAAGACCUCCUUUGAGCAAUAAAGAAAAUGGUGAAAAAUUAAAUUAGACAAACGUUUCGAUAAAAAGCGCUAACACAUCAUUUAAUUCUAUGAAUAAGUUAAAAUUCAAACCUUUAACUAAAGUUUUCCACCCAUCAAAUAAAUUAGAAGAAGGAAAAAUUCACGAAGAUCUUACAAUAGAUCCUAAAAUUUUGGAGCCAUACGUUCCAAUUCCUGGAAGAGUUCCUAGAAAAGUAGCUAUUGAUAGAAAAAAAAAAGAAUAUGCUUCCUUCAAUAUUGAAGAUCUGCUAGUUCAUGAAGAUAUUGAUUUUAAUCAAAAAAAAGGAAGUUAUGACUGGUUAAAGUUAGAGUAGUUUGAUGAUUCAACUUUUGAUGACUAUGAACCAAUCGAAUGGAUCAAUAAAAAAGUUGAUGAGGAUGGAAAUCCUCGUAUUAUUACUGCUAAAGGUUUAUAUAAAGACUAAGCAGGAUUUUAUUCUUGGAAACCAUGCACAGUUGAAUCUUACUCUAAAGAAAAAGAUCAGUUUGAAGUUAAGUGGAUGAAUAGCAAUUAAUCAGAUUUCUUACAUCGUAUAUAUUUCUGCAUAGAUGCAGAAGAUCCUAGAAAGUUUGCUUAAAGAAUUGCAAAUGCUUUCAGAUAAAUCGUUUAUGCAGACUCUAUUAUUAGGUAUAAUUUCUAUAUUGAUAAUAUGCCUUUACAAGAUUUGAGCGAACUUGAUAAUGAGCAGAAAAAAAGAUUAGAGGCUCUUGCAAAGACAAAGAAGUAAGAGAAUAUGGAUACUACACCACUUCUUAUUGAAGUCAAUAAUGAUUAUUGUAGGACUAUGAAUAAAAUUAUAUUUAACAAAUAUAUGGAAGAAGUUCUUCCUGCUGAAGAUGAUCUUUACCCUAAAAAUCUCUAACUUCCUCCUGAAGAGGAAAAGCCUUCAGCUCCUUAUUUAGGAAUCAUGCCAUUGGAAAGACAUAAAGGGGCUAAGCUAAUUUGGAUAGAGAGUUAUGGUUUACCUUAAGUAGAAGAACCAAAAGAAUUCACAGAAACUUUCAAAGAUUUUUGUUUUUCAUCACUAUUUAUUAAAGAAGAAGUUAUUAAAGCAUUGCAGGAAAUAAGAGUAGAAUGCAAUAAAGUUUUAGAAAUGAGUGUGUUUAAUGUUAAUGUAGAAGGUCCUCUUGUUUUAGAAGAAUUUAAGCACAUUUAAGAAUCAUCAACAAGCCAAAUAUUGUAUCACUUGAAAGGCUAGUGGAUAUAAGAUUUAAUUAAAAUUAUUAAGACAAAUUUUGAAAAAGUAGGAAAAGGCUGGUUUAAUAUGAAAGAAACCAAUCCAAACACCUACAAUUUUGGUAAACUCAAAAGAUUCUUAACUGUUGUUCGUCUUAUGAUGCAAGAUACAGUUUUGACAGUUGUCAAAAGGUGCUUUUAAUAAAUGGAAACAUAUUUACUAAAUUUUAUACCAGAAUAAGUUGUUAUUAAGAAUGUCACAGAUAUAAAAAACUAAUAUAUAUAAGAUAAGAAUGCUCAAGAUCUUGCAAAAGACUCAUAAGCAUUAAAAUAAAAGCCUAUUUAACCUCUAUUUACAAUUGAUUUGAUUAAAACUAUGAAUGAUGAGGACUUCUUAUAUUCUGUAUAGCCUAUGAAUUAUGUUAAGAUGAUCAUAAAUUUAUUUGAGAAAGCUUUAGAAGAAAUUGGCAAAAUUCCAGAUUUAGAACCAAAAAUUCUACCCGAAUUACAUGCCUCAGCUCAAAAAGAAGCUCAUAUUAAAGCUCCUAUGAAACCAAGAGAAAGGCCAACAACUCCAGAUCCAAAUAUGAGACCUAAAAAAUACCCUGAUGAGAAUAAAUGGAUUUGGGAAAUGAUUGAAAACAUUCGACUGAAAUUUAUUGAAGGAAUUAAGCCAUUAAAUGAUUACUUAGAAUAAUUUAGAGAGUUCAAAGAUGUGCUUUAACUAAAUCCAGAUGAUUUUGCUAGAAAUAUCGAAAUGAUGGAAAAUCCUUGGGAGGUUGAGCAAUUACAAGAUGAAAUUUUUAAAAUUUAAGAAAAAGAAGAAAGAUUAAAAAUGAGUUUACCUGAAAAGAUUCAUGUCUCCUAUUUUGAAAUUUAAACAAAAGAGAUUCUAGCUUAUCUUUGUGAGAAGUACUACUUCUUAAGAAAAAAUUUAAUAGAUAUGAUAGCCAAGCGUGCAAAGAGCCAUACUCAAUUUAUUUUUAAUUAAUUUUAAAUGCACUAAACAAAAAUAAAAGAAACACCUAAAAAUAUUGAGCAGCUGACAGAGCUUAGGGAAUACAUGAAAAAUUUGCCAAUCGAAAUAGAAAAACUUAAAGUAGAAUAAAAAAGAUGCUUCGAAAUUUACAAAAUCCUAGAAGAUUUUAACUACAGAUUCUCUAAAGAGGAUAUGGAUAGAAAAUGGAAUACUUUUGGAUCUCCAAAAGAUACAUUUGAACUUAUUGAAAAGAGAGCCAAAGAACUUGAAAAGGAUUAAGUUAAAUUCUAAGAUGAAAUGAAAGUUUAAUAAGAAGAUUUUAAAGAUGUGAUUGAUAACCUUGAAAGAACUAUCAGCAAUUUCGACUAAUAUUCUGAUAUUAAAAACCAUGAAGAAGUUUGUAAUAUAGCAAAAGAUAUUAAUAAGUGUUUGGCUGAAUUUGCUGAAGACGCUCGUCGUUAUAAUACACGUGAAGCUCUUUUUGGUUAGGAACUUACUAAUUAUGAUAAAAUUUAUAAUAUGCAGAGAGAGUUCACUCCUUAUUCUAAUUUGUGGAUCACAGCUCAUAAUUGGUUUAAGAAUAAAGAUUUGUGGAUGACUGAAGAGUGGAAUAAAUUAGAUGCAGUCUAUGCAGAAAAAUUUGUUGAAGAUUCAAUUAAAUUACUAACAGGAGUAAUUAGGUUCCUAAAAGAUAGAGGCAUUGAUGCUGUUCUUAAAAUAGCAUAAACAGUAAAAAGUUAGAUUGAUGAAUUCAAACCUAAAGUACCUCUUAUGGUCGCUCUUCGUAAAAAUGGUAUGAUGGAGAGACAUUGGAAGUAAGUAUCCGAGAAAGCAGGAAAGGAAAUUAAACCAACAAUUGAAGGAUUCAAUUUUACUAAAGUAUUAGAACUCGGUCUUUUAGAACAUGCUGAAGCUUGUGUUGAGAUAGGUGAAAGAGCUUAUAAAGAAUAUAACAUUCAACUUGGUUUAGAAGAAAUGAAAAAAAUAUGGGAAGAUAUUUAGUUCUAGAUAAUUACUUACAAGACAAGCUAUAUUAUCAGAGGUUAUGAUGAAAUUUAACUUACUUUGGAUGAGCAUAUCAUGAACACUCAAGCAAUGUAAUUUUCUCCUUUUAAAAAACCAUUUGAAGAGGAAAUUAUUAAUUGGAAUAACUCAUUAAAAACUAUAUCUGAUGUUCUGGAAGAGUGGGCUAAGUGUUAGGGAUAAUGGAUGUAUUUGUAGCCAAUUUUUGAUAGUUAAGAUAUUGCAAAGCAACUUCCUUCCGAAACAAAAAAAUUCAGAACAGUUGACUCGACUUGGAAACACACAAUGAAUUAAGCUAAGAUUUUAUUAAACGUUAAAAGUGUUUGUCUCUAAGAAAAUUUGUUAGAAAGACUCAGAGAAGCUAAUAAAAAUUUGGAAAUAAUUCAAAAGGAAUUAAAUAACUAUUUAGAGAAAAAGAGAGAGAAGUUUGCUCGUUUCUAUUUCUUAUCAAAUGAUGAUCUUUUAGAAAUCCUUUCUCAAACUAAGGAACCAACUGCAGUUUAACCCCAUCUUAAAAAGGUGUUUGAAAAUAUCAAUGAAAUAGAAUUUGAUGCAAACAAACGUAUUCAUUCUAUGUACUCAGCAGAAAAAGAAAAGGUGCAAUUUGUAAAGCUAGUAGACCCAAACCAUAAAAAUGUAGAAGAUUGGAUGGGUGAAGUCGAAAAUAUGAUGUGUUUAUCUGUUAGAUAAGCUUUGAUAAAUUCAGUUAAGGACUAUCACACUAAAAAACGUGAUUAGUGGGUUCUCUGUCAUCCAGGUUAAUGUAUAUUAAAUGGUUCUCAAAUUGUUUGGACUCAAGAUGUUGAAAAAGCAUUCGAAAAUGGGGUAGAAGGAGUUAAGGAGUAUUGGGAUAUUUUAGAGUAGUAUCUUCAUGACUUGGUUACUCUUGUCAGGCAAAAGCUUACCAAACAGCAAAAAGUUACCUUAAAUGCACUUAUUGUCCUUGACGUGCAUGCUAAGGAUGUUGUUGAAAAGCUAUGGAGAGGAAAUGUUAAGAAUUCAGGUGAAUUUGAAUGGAUUUCAUAGUUGAGAUAUUAUUGGGAAGAAGAUUAAUGCAGAGUAAAGUGUGUUUAAACUAAUUUCCCUUACGGAUAUGAGUAUCUAGGAAAUACUUUACGUCUUGUUAUCACCCCUCUCACAGAUAAAUGCUACAUGACUCUUAUGGGUGCUUUAAAGUUAAAUCUUGGUGGUGCACCUGCAGGCCCUGCUGGUACUGGUAAGACAGAAAGUACUAAGGAUCUUGCAAAAGCUCUAGCUAAAUAAUGUGUGGUUUUCAAUUGCUCUGAUAGUAUGGAUUAUAUUAUGAUUGGAAAAUUCUUUAAGGGAUUAGCAAGUGCUGGUGCCUGGUGCUGUUUUGAUGAGUUUAAUCGUAUUAACAUUGAAGUACUUUCAGUUAUUGCAUAGUAGCUGUUAGUUUUGUUUGGUGAGAAGGCUAAGGGAACCCCAAGUAUUGAAUUUGAAGGUUCAAUCAUUCGUAUUCUUCCAACUUUUUGCGUCUUUAUUACAAUGAAUCCAGGUUAUGCAGGUCGUACUGAAUUGCCUGAUAAUUUAAAAGCUCUUUUCCGUUCUGUAGCGAUGAUGGUUCCUGAUUAUGCUAUGAUUGGUGAAAUUAUGCUUUAUAGCUUCGGUUUUAGAAAAGGUAGAGAGCUAGCUAAAAAAAUGGUUGCUACUUUUAAAUUAUCUUCUGAGUAAUUGUCAUCUCAAGAUCACUAUGAUUAUGGUAUGAGAGCAGUUAGAAGUGUAAUUAAUGCUGCAGGUUUGCUUAAAGCUGCUGAUCCUGAUAUGGAUGAAGAAUAACUUUUACUGAGAGCUUUGAGAGAUGUCAAUGUACCUAAAUUUUUAAAAGACGAUCUUCCCCUUUUUGAAAACAUUAUGAUGGAUCUUUUCCCAGGAAUUUCUAAACCUCAAGUUAAUUAUGGAUAGCUCAUUCCUCAAAUUUCUAAAGUAUGCUAAGACCCUAAAUUUAAUUUGUAGCCAGCAGAACCUUUUGUAAAUAAGAUAAUCCAGCUUUAUGAUACAACUUAAGUUAGACAUGGUCUGAUGAUUGUUGGUCCCACAGGUGGUGGUAAAACUUCUAAUUACAAAGUGUUAUAAAAAGCUAUGACAGACCUUGAAAACUAAGGUUUUUCAAAAGUCCAUGUCCAUAUUUUAAAUCCAAAGAGUAUAACAAUGGGUCAAUUAUAUGGUCAAUUUAAUGAAUAGACUCAUGAAUGGACAGAUGGUAUUUUAGCCUAUAGGGUGCGUGAGUGUUGUAGAGAUUAAUCAUCUGAUAAGCAUUGGGUUAUGUUUGAUGGACCAGUUGAUGCUAUUUGGAUUGAGUCAAUGAACACAGUACUUGAUGAUAAUAAAAAGUUAUGCCUAAAUUCAGGAUAAAUUCUUACCCUUACUCCUCAUAUGACUAUGAUGUUUGAAGUAGAAGAUUUAUUAGUAGCAAGUCCUGCUACAGUCAGUAGAUGUGGUAUGAUUUACAUGGAACCAGAAUCUCUAGGUGUAUAGCCCUUGAUAGAUAGUUGGAUUAAUAGUAUCCCAAAUAACAUUAGAAAACACAAGACUAUUGUUCAAUAACUCAAUAAUCUUUCUAAUUUAUAUGUUGAACCAUCACUUUAAUAUCUUAGAAAAAAUCUUAAAGAACCUGUAUAAACAAUGAACAACAAUCUUGUAUAAUCUCUCCAUCGUAUUCUAAAUUGCUAUUUUACAAAUUAUGCAGAAACUGAAAUUAAAAAAGUACCUUCAGAUGAUUUAGAUAACCUAGAGAAAAUGAUAGAACCACUUUUCAUAUUUGCUUUAACAUGGUCUCUUGGCUGCACAACUGAUAAUAAUGGGCGUGAAAUGUUUAAUGCCUUCAUACUUUAAUAAUUACAGUAAAAUAAUAGUCUGAUUCCUUUCCCAGAAGGUGGCAAUAUUUAUGACUACGAAUUUAAUUUAUAAGACUAAUCUUAUCAUCAUUGGGAUGAAAGAAAUGCAGAAUUUAGAGUAGAUGCAAAAUUAGGCUAUCACGAAGUUACUAUACCGACAGCUGAUUCUACUAGAAAUAUUUAUCUCAUGAAAAUUCUGAUGAUGAAUAAUUAUCAUGUGCUAUGUCCAGGUCCUACUGGAACGGGAAAAACAUAAAACAUAUUUAAUCUUCUCACAACGGAAAUGGGUGAAAAUUACUAAUAUAUCUCUAUAACAUUCUCUGCAUAAACCUCAGCAAAUUAAACUUAAGACACUAUUGAUAAUAAAAUGGAUAAAAGAAGAAAAGGUGUUUUUGGACCACCAAUUGGAAAAAGGUGUAUUAUAUUUGUGGAUGAUUUGAAUAUGCCUAAGAAGGAAGAAUAUGGUGCUCAGCCACCAAUAGAGUUAUUAAGAUAAUAUUUAGAUCAUGAUGGGUGGUAUAAUCGUAGAGAUUUGUAGUUUAUGAAAAUGGAAGAUUUAAUCGUACUUAGUGCUAUGGGUCCACCAGGAGGUGGUCGUACAUUUAUCACCAAUCGUAUGGUCAGACACUUUAAUAUAAUAGGCUAUACAGAACUAGAAAACAGUACUAUUAAAAACAUUUUCUAAACUUUAGUUGAUUUCUUCUUACGUCGCCAUCCUGAAGAUAUAAAGGCAAUAACAAGCUCCUUAGUUGACUCAGUCUUAUAUGUCUAUCAACGUGUAAAAUCAGAUCUUCUUCCAACCCCAUCUAAAUCUCAUUAUACUUUUAAUAUGAGAGAAAUCUGGAAAGUUUGCCAAGGCCUAUGCUCAGGACAUCCUAAUUAUACAGGAGAAGUUGCUUAAAUGGUUAGACUUUGGUAUCAUGAAAAUAUGCGUGUUUUCCAUGACCGUCUAAUUAAUGAAAGCGACAGAGAAUAUUUAAAAAAUAUCUUAAACUCAUAAUUCUAACAAUUUGGAUUAAAGAAAGAAGAUGUUUUAGAUCAAGAAAGAAUUAUCUUUGCUGAUUUCUUAAAUGGAAAAGAUGCAGAGCCUAAAUAUUAUCAGCAAGUUACUGAGCUAUUACCUUUACUAAAUAAGUUAGAUUCAUUUUAAGAAGAUUACAACUCAGAUAAUUCAUUCGUAUUUGGAGGUCAAAAGCCUUAAAUGAAAUUAGUCAUGUUCUUAGAUGCUUGUGAACACAUAGCUCGUAUAGCUAGAAUAAUCCGUUAACCUAAUGGGCAUGCUCUCCUUCUAGGUAUCGGUGGUUCAGGACGUCAAUCUUUGGCAAGAAUGGCUACAUUCUUGACAAAUUAUAAAAUAUUUUAGAUCGAAGUCAUCAAAAACUAUACAAUGCGUUCCUGGAGAGACGAUAUUAAAAAAGUUCUGAUGUAUGCUGGUAUCGAAAAUAAAUCUAUCUCUUUCCUCUUCUGUGAUACUCAAAUCAUCAGAGAAUAAAUGAUGGAAGAUGUAAAUAAUAUUUUAAAUUCAGGUGAUGUUGUUGGAAUUUACUAAGAAAAAGAUUAUGAAGAUAUAAUGAAUGCUUGCAAGACUGAUUGCAUAAAGAAAAACAUACAACCUACUAAAAUGAAUAUUUUUACAUAGUAUCUCCUUAGAGUAAGAAAGAAUAUACAUAUGGUUAUUGCAAUGUCUCCUCUUGGAGCAUUAUUUACUACCAGACUUCGUAUGUUCCCUGGAUUGGUUAAUAAUUGUACAAUAGAUUGGUUUACAGAAUGGCCAGAGGAAGCUCUUGUAGGUGUGGGUAAAGGUUAGUUAAGUGAAUAUGAAGAAGAACUAUAAAUUGAAGGAAAAACAGAUAUCUUAGUAGAUAUGUUUAAAACUAUUCAUAAAAGUGUUGAAAAAAUUUCUGAAGAUUUUCUUAGUUAGUUGAGAAGACAUAACUAUGUUACACCAACAAGUUAUCUUGAACUUCUUUCAACUUUCCGUACUAUUAUGGCUUAAAAGAAGCAAGAAAUUAAACUACAAAUUAAUAGAUUAAAGAGUGGUUUAGACAAGUUGCAGGAAGCAAACAAAUCAGUUGCAGAAAUGAAAAUUAUUCUUAAAGAAAUGUAGCCUAAAUUAGAACAAUCAUCCAUUGAAACAGAAAAAAUGAUGGAACAUUUGAAAGUAGAAAAAGCUGAAGCUGAUGCAACUCAAAAGAUAGUAGCUGUAGAAGAGGCAGAAGCAACAAAGUAAUAAAAAGAAGCAACAAAACUAGCUGAAGAAGCAGAAGCAGCUGUAGCAGAUGCAAAUCGUACAUUAAACUAAACAUUAUUAGAAGUUCAAAAAUUAAAACCUGAGCAUUUAGUAGAAAUUAGUAGAUUUACUGUCCCUCCAAAUGCAGUCAAAACAACAUUAGCGGCCGUUGUCAUUUUAAACAUUGACAGAAUCAGAUAGAAUGGUGGUGAAAUUAUAAUGCAAAAUAAAGAAGGAUAAAUAGGUAAGAAAGAAGAAAACUACUUCGAUACAGCGAAGCGUUAUCUGCUUAGUAACACUAGAGAAUUGAUGGAUAUGUUAUAAAAUUAUGAUAAAGAUAAUAUUUAAGAGGCUACAGUUAAACGUCUAGAGUAAAAAGUUUUCAACCAACCUGACUAUAAUUUCUAGAAAGUUGCAAGUAGUAGUUUUGCUUGCAAGUAUUUAUAUAUGUGGGUAGAUGCAAUGGUUGGUUAUUACAAAGUAUUUACCGAAACAAAGCCUUUACGUGAAAAAUUAAUUGCUGUAAAAAAGCUUGUAGAAGAAAAGACAGCUGAACUGAAAAUUAAAAAAGAUGCUCUUGAAGAGGUAAAUAAAAAAAUUGCAGAAUUAUAAAGAGCAUUUGAUGAAAAAAUGCAGCAGAAGGAAGCUCUUACCAAAUAAAUUAAUGAUUGUGAGCUUAAGUUAGAAAGAGCUUAAAAAUUAACAGAUGGACUUUCUGAAGAAAAAGAAAGAUGGAGUAAAGAUAUAGAAAAAUUUUAAGAUAGAUCUUAAUUGAUUCCUGCACAUUCGAUAAUUGCAGCAGGCAUGAUUUCAUAUUCUGGCCCAUUCACUAGCAAAUUUAGGUAGGACUUAGAAUAAAUUUGGGUUAAAUAUCUUGCAUAGACUGGUCUUCCUUAUGAAAAAGAUAUUUCUAUGCGUUCUUUCUUAGGAGUUCCAGUUAAAAUUUAAUAAUGGAAUAUUGCAGGUCUUCCAAAGGAUGAGACUUCAACUGAAAAUGGUAUUAUUAUUGACAAAACAAGAAGAUGGCCUCUUAUGAUAGAUCCAUAAAAUUAAGCAAAUAAAUUUAUUAGAAACUUAGGAAGAGAUCAUGCUGAAGGUCUUGAAAUUAUGAAAGCAAACGAUCCAAACUUAAUGAAAAUAAUGGAAUUAGCAGUGUAGUUUGGAAGAUGGGUAUUAAUGGAGAAUGUAGGCAUAGAAAUAGAUCCUUCUUUAGAACCUAUUUUACAACAACAGACAACAAAAUCAGGUUCAACAAUGAUUAUUACUAUAGGAGAUAAAAAUUUAUAAUAUUCAGAAAAUUUCAAACUUUACUUAACUACUACUAUUCCUAACCCACAUUAUCCUCCUGAAACUUUUGUUAAAGUCACUAUGAUUAACUUUGCUAUUACUCCUAGUGGGUUAGAGGAGUAGAUGUUAGCUCAGAUUGUUGCUUUAGAAAACCCAAAUCUUGAAUAAAAGAAAAUAGAAAUUGUCAAGAAAAAUGCUGCUGAUUUAAGAGAACUGCUUAGAAUUGAGGAUUCGAUCUUGAAAAGUUUGGCUGAUACUUAAGAUAUAGCAGAGAUAUUGAAAGACGAAAGCUUGAUUAAUCAACUACAAUCUUCGAAGAAAUUCGCAGCAGAAAUUAACCAAAGAGUUAAAGAUUCUAAAAUAACUGAAGCUCAAAUUGACGAAGCUCGUGAAAGUUAUAGAUCAGUUGCUUUCAGAGCUUCUUUACUCUUUUUCUGCAUUGUAGAUCUUUCAACCAUUGAUCCAAUGUAUUAGUAUUCUUUGUAGUGGUUUACAAAUCUUUUUGUGAUGGGUGUAGAGAAUUCACCAGCAUCAAAUAUCCUAGAGGAACGUCUUGUAAAUCUUAACUCAUACUUCACAUAUUCUCUUUAUGAAAACGUUUGCAGAUCUCUUUUUGAAAAGCACAAAUUACUAUUCUCAUUAAUGCUCACAGUAAAAAUUUUGUUUGGUGACCACAAAAUGGACGAGCAUGAAUGGCGUUAUUUCUUAGCAGGUCCUUUAGGUGAUAUCGAAAUUGCUAUCAAUCCAACUUCUUGGAUUAACGAAAAUACUUGGCCAGAUAUGUACAGGUAGUUCUAUGGCAUGGGACAGCUUGAACACUUCAAAGGAAUUGAAAAGCAUUUCUUAGAAAACACAGAUUAAUAUAGACAUAUAUUUGAUUCUAUAUAACCUCAAGCAGAAAAGCUACCAGAUCAAUGGGAAUCACACCUCAACUCAUUUUAGAAGAUGAUUAUACUCAAGGCCAUCAGACCUGAUAAGCUUAUACCUGCCAUACAAAACUAUAUCGAAGAAAAGCUUGGUAAAGAAUUUAUUAUAGUACCCACAUUUGAUCUAGCCAAGUGCUAUAAGGACUCAUCUAUAAUUACUCCAUUGAUUUUCGUACUUUCAACUGGUUCUGAUCCUAUUGCAGAUUUUAUGAAAUUUGCAGAAGAGAUGACCAUGUCGAAACGUAUUGAUUCUAUCUCAUUAGGUCAAGGAUAAGGUCCAAAAGCAGAAAGAAUGAUUAGAGAAAGUGCUUAGAGAGGUGGCUGGGUAUUACUGCAAAAUUGUCACUUGGCUUAGUCUUGGAUGCCAGAUUUAGAAAGAAUGUGCGAAGAAUUAAAUGAAAACAUGCAUAAAGAUUUUAGAUUAUGGCUUACAAGUAUGCCUACAAACUAUUUCCCCAUUUCUGUAUUGUAAAAUGGUAUUAAAAUGACUAUGGAACCUCCUCAAGGUCUAAGAGCAAAUCUACUUAGAACAUAUAAAAACUUAAGUGAUAAUGAACUUGGUGACUGUGCAAAGCCUGAUAUCUUUAAAAAACUACUUUUUGGUUUCUGUUUAUUCCAUGCUAUUAUCUAAGAUAGAAGAAAAUUCGGCCCAAUUGGUUGGAAUAUAGCAUAUGAAUUCACAAAUGAAGAUUUAACGGUAUGCAAAAAGUAAUUAAAAAUGCUUCUUGAUGAGUAUAAAGAAGUACCAUACAAAGUAAUUAAUUUCUUAGGAGCUGAAAUUAAUUACGGUGGUCGUGUCACAGAUGAUAAAGAUGUUAGAUUGAUUAAGACUAUUCUGCAGACAUACUUGAAUAGAGAAUCAUUAAGAGAUGGCUACAAGUAUUCUGAAUCUGGUGUUUAUUAUUCACCUCCAUCCGGAUCUUUAGAAGAUUAUAUAACAUAUAUUGAGUCUUUACCUUUAAAUCCUGCCCCUGAAGCUUUCGGUAUGCAUGAUAAUGCAGAAAUAACUAAUUCUCAAAACGAAACUCGUGUUUUACUUGAAACCAUUUUAUCUGUUUAACCACGUAGUUCUUCAUCUGAUGGAAAGUCUAGAGAAUAAUUAAUUGAAGAAAUUGCAAUUAAUAUAGAAACACAUACCCCAGAAGUGUUUGACGUAGAUACUAUCUCCAAAUUAUAUCCCACAAGCUACAACGAAUCAAUGAAUACCGUUCUCGUUUAAGAACUUAUAAGAUACAAUAGAAUGUUAAUAGUAAUGAAGGAGUCUCUCACAAAUUUGAAAAAGGGCCUUAAGGGCUUAGUGGUCUUAUCAGAAGAGUUGGAAAAAUUGGCAAAUUCUCUUUAUGAUAAUUAAGUACCUAAUUUAUGGGCAGAAAAAGGUUUCCUUUCUUUGAAACCACUUUCAUCAUGGAUUAUUGAUUUAAAUGACAGAAUUCACUUUUUAAAUAACUGGGUUAAAAAAGGAACUCCAAAGACGUUUUGGAUAUCAGGAUUUUUCUUCCCAUAAGCUUUCUUAACUGGAACAUUACAAAAUUAUGCAAGAAAACACAAGAUUGCAAUAGACAAAUUAUCUUUUGAUUUUGUUGUUGUGGAUAAUUUAAAACACACUGAUAUACAAGAAAAACCUGAAGAUGGGUGUUAUAUAUAUGGUUUAUAUUUAGAAGGAGCUAGAUGGGAUUACAGAAAGCAUAACAUUUAGCAACCUCUACCAAAGGAACUAUAUUCUGAUCUACCAAUGCUUCAUCUGGUUCCUGUUUGUGACAGAAUUCCACCAAAAGAUGGAAUUUAUAAUUGUCCAGUUUAUAAGGUAGUUUCAAGAAGAGGUACCUUAAGUACAACAGGCCACUCAACAAAUUUUGUAUUAUUCAUGGAACUAGCUAGCAAAGAGCCUGAAAAUACUUGGAUAAAAGCAGGUGUGGCUGCAUUUUUAAGUUUAAGAUAUUGA